AAGAAACUUUUGUUAGAUAACGGUUUAAAAGUCCCCGAUUUACCAAAACCUUUGUUUGAUUACCCAAAGUACAUGCAAGGCUUUGAUUUCUUCCAUUUUUCUGAAACAGUUGAGAAAUGGGUUGAAGGAAAUUAUUGGUCGAUGCCUCCUUUUCUUAUUAGAAACAUGAAAUUCAUUGAACAACUCAUUGGCAAUAUGCUCUUUAGUCGAUCUAUUGGAUUGCAAACCUUUAGAUAUUACCGGGGAUUUAGAAAUAUAAUUGACUAUCAAUACUUUACGGAUAUUAAAUUAUAUACGGGAUUUGCUCAUUCUCUUCGCCACAAUAAAGAUUUC
Messenger RNA from Racocetra persica, 333 nucleotides. NCBI's taxonomy places the organism in Eukaryota, Fungi, Glomeromycota, Glomeromycetes, Diversisporales, Gigasporaceae. The record is from the annotation of a GenBank genome assembly.